UUGUUCUAAUUUUUACACUUUCAAUAUUGAUUUUGUUUCUUUGUUUAAAUUUUAUCUAAAGUUUUAGCUUAAGAUAUAACAUAUAUUUAUGAAUCUAUGAUCCUCAAAGAUUCUCAUUUAAGGUACCCCAAACCGGUCACGUGGAACAUGAGAGAGAGAGACCCCGUAUUUUUAUGAAAAAGUUAGUUACUUUGACCGUUGAAUGGAAGUUGAACGCAAAGACUCAUGUCAUAACCGGUCACUAGUAAAGACUUUAUUAACUGUAUAAAAGUGGAUGGUAACGUAGUAUAUCUAUAAUAAUGUCCUAAUAAAGAUAGUUAUCUCGAAAUGUUGUCACCAAGUUAUCUCGAAAUGUUGUCACCACAAUUGAAAAAGUACAUAUGUCAAAGCUUAGAGAUUAUAAAAUCUAGUGAUCUUUGAUAUGUUGUAUGAUGUAGUUUCGGUUUUGGGAAAAUUAUUGAAUUUCAGUCCAUAAACUCAUAGUAAUCCAAAAAUGAUUAUCACUGACUGACUUAGGCGAGUGAUGUUAUAUAAUUGUGUUAUGUGCUCUACAUUUCUGAAUUAACUGCCGUUGAAAUUGUAAUAGUUGGAUACAACAGUGAUGGGUUACAGGGGGAAGAAUAAGCUUAGGAGAUGAAAGAAGGAAAAGCAGGAAACUGACCCCACGAAGACCCUCAAGUAGACAAAAGGUUUGGCCGAUCAAGACAUCCACUAUGCAUACGAAUACGAUAGAUACUUGUAUAUAAAUGCAGAAAUGAAUGUGAAUAUAUUUGCAAAAAUGGACAAGAGAGGAACAAGAGCAUGUUAUGAUAAUGAAGGACCUCCCCACCUGCAUUCAAUGUUUGUCUUACUCUCUUUACUCUCUUAUUUAUCUUUCUAAUUCUGCCUACAAAUACUCCUUCCCUAUUCUCUUCUCUUACACUUAUAAACACAUUUCAAACUACAUUUUUCCUGCUCUCAUCUAUCUUUUAUUAGACAACAUAAAUAUAAGUAUUUGAAGAAGAAAAAUAAGAGAGGUCAUGUCUUGCUCUGUAAGGAGUAGAUUCGCGAUGGUGUUAUGUAUCAUUAUUUUGCUUUUGUCAUCCAAUGUUGGAUAUGCCAGUGCUCGUCGGCUAGGGCUUCGCAAGCAUCACCACAAGGUUGCUUCUCUCGUACAUGGCGGAGGGAAAAGGAGGGUGCUUGGUGGAAUCGAGACAGGGGAAGUAGUGGUCAUGGACUAUCCUCAGCCUCAUCGUAAGCCUCCCAUCCACAACGAGAAGGCUUAACUGCUCGAUCCAUACCUCUUUAUCUCUAUCAUACUGUUAUUUUCAUAUAUGUAUGCAUUCACCAUGUUGCUGGUUGUAAUGACUUGUCCUAUAUACAAUAAUAUAUACAUGACCAACUUUUCUGUUCU
Brassica rapa (field mustard) is the source of this 1393-nucleotide messenger RNA. RefSeq names its product root meristem growth factor 6. The record is from RefSeq and is a predicted model, not a curated record. NCBI's taxonomy places the organism in Eukaryota, Viridiplantae, Streptophyta, Magnoliopsida, Brassicales, Brassicaceae.